Molecule: messenger RNA, 1972 nt
Organism: Aaosphaeria arxii CBS 175.79
Lineage: Eukaryota; Fungi; Ascomycota; Dothideomycetes; Pleosporales
Exons: 2
Coding region: 250-1701 (483 amino acids)
Biological process (GO): translation
Cellular component (GO): ribosome; mitochondrion
Molecular function (GO): RNA binding; structural constituent of ribosome
Source: RefSeq, a predicted model, not a curated record
GGUAGGCGUGACAACCAAUCUCAGUACAAACCUGCGCGCUUGCGAUUGGAUUCUAUCCAAGGUUGCUCAUGUAUCUCUAGGGGGGUAUUUUUUGCAUUGAGCUUCUCUUGCGAACGUAUACCCGGUCCUUUCACCGCUGCACGAUCUUUAUUUUCGCCCAUUUCGACCAUUUUACGAACCCCCCCACUCGACUGAUCCAGUACUCAACCAUCCAUUGCCUAUAUAUUCCUCGGACUCGGCAAAAUAAAAAUGUCAUCAGCAAAGGCAAUCCGAAAGCUCAAGCACAUAAGGCAGAUUAAAUAUGCUCUUCGCCUGCGUGAGCUCGAGCGGGAGCGUCUGGCUCCCAUCAAAGAGGAGAAACGAGAAACGAAAUCGUACAUAUUGAGCACCAUGUCCACAAAAAAUAUCAAACAGAAGUCAGCAAAAGAUGCACGGAGACGAGCCCGCGAAGACUUCAAUCUCGGUCCACUCCGCCCCAAUAGAGCGGUUGGCAAAGGUGCUUCAACUUACGGUGCCAUGAAUCAGGACGAAAUGCGGCUUCCCCCUAUCCCAGACCAUUGGUUCGGUGCAUCUGAAAGCCUACAGAAGCGACUGAAGGGUAGAAUACCGGACAACGUCAUGCGCGACCAUCUCAGCAUUGUUGAAGGCGAUCGUGUGGUAAUUCUCAGCGGCAAGGACAAAAAUAAGGUCGGGGUUGUAGGAAACGUGGACAGGUCUACGAACUCUGUCACUGUUGAGCAUAGCAAUAUGAUAUGGGCAGAGGGCAGUCUUUUCAAUUUCCUCACGAAUCAGAAGACGCCAAAACGAGAGUGGACUAUGGCAUUACCUUACGACCAAGUUCGCCUCGUAGCCAAGUUGGACAAUUAUGUGCAGGAUGGGAGCGGUCGUCCGAUCAAGACGGUCAGCGAUUGCAUUGUGGAGGCGGUUGACGUAGAAAAGCACACCACGGGCAUCAAUCCUUUCACUGGAGAGGUGCAAUUCGACAUUCCCGAGGCUGAGCAGAUCGAUCCAGAAACCGAAGCGGUCCCCUACCACCGAUACGUUGCCGGCACACGUGUCCGCAUUCCAUGGCCAUGGGAGAACCAAGCGCGGAAAACCAACACAGCUGGUGCAGGAAAAUUGGAUAAUGUCGCAGAAGAAGUGAAGAGAGACGAGUCGUCGCCUGGUAUUUUUGGGAGGUUGAAGAACGCCGUCGGAUUCAAGGGCAAGGCUGCAGUAGUUGAAGAAACUGAAAGUUUGGAGGACGUGGCAGCAGUCGAGACGGACCGGGACGCAGCAACAAGGCCCAGCACCAAACCUAGAGAGCAUAAGCCAACAGCAUGGGAGGGUGAUACCCUGCGUAACGUGGUUGAGGGGCAAUCAUCCUGGAUCCCCUCUCUUGUAAUGCCCCCCUUCCCCGAGACGGUCGUCGAAGAGAUCCGCGAAUCCACGAGCGAGCGUUAUAAGAGAGAGAAGGAAUCAUCCGAACAUGCAGAACUGUUGCAAGCCCGCAAAGCCAAGAAAGCCGAGGGCAAAGCGAGAGAGGAAGAGGCAAGACAGGUGCGCAUUGCGGCAAUGAAGACACCACUGCAAAUCAAAUGGGAGCUUGACCAAGCAAAGAAGCAAAAGUACGACGCAUCACAACCCCCGAAGGUGUCGAAGAAGUUCCUUUACGCGCUAGGCAAGCACAUGGCAGCAAAUGGACAGCAAUUGAGCAGGUAAAAUCCCAUGUAGGAUACGUACGAUUGUCGCAUAAGCACAUCACCUUGUAGUAUAUUGUAGAUACUGGUGUUCUUGUAUUGUACUCUUCCAUUCGCAUUAUUUCACCUUGGACAACGACCCUGGGUAUCUAUUGUUAUGAGCCCAUGAACGCCUGUGCUAUGCCCUCAAAUACCUUUCCCGACCUUAUACUAGAAUCCCCCAGUAUUCCGCGUGUCCCCCUACGUACCCGCCUUCGCCCUCAAGCUCCUCCCACUGUACCAAGAAUCGAUCG